This is a messenger RNA of Anisakis simplex (herring worm), 219 nucleotides long. Lineage: Eukaryota; Metazoa; Nematoda; Chromadorea; Rhabditida; Anisakidae. The record is from the annotation of a GenBank genome assembly.
AUGGGAGACGAAUACGAAGAACUCGGUCCAGCACAAGGCUCUACACCGCCGCCAGACACCGGUGCGGCUACUCCAGGUGGAGCAGCCGCACCACCAGAGCCACCUCCUCCACCUCCUCCCGAGUCGAUACAAAAGGUGCCCGGACGAGAUGACCGAACCGAACUGGAAUCAGAGAAAGGUAAUGACCUGAAUAGUAUCUGCAGUAUAAAUAUCAACUGA